GUUUUUUUUUCAAUAUUCUUUUGAACGCUCUAUUGGCCACUCCUUUGUCAAAUAAAAAAUGCAUUGAAUUUUGAUGCAUUGAAUUUUGUCACCGCAAGAGAAGCUUUUGGCUGGUAGCUCAAAGGUUAAUCAUCCACGCUGCACCCAUCCACAACAUUGCCCAAUUGCAGAUUCUUAGUCUGUAUUGCCAACACCCAUUUUCUAACAUAAUUCAUUCAUUCAUGUGGAAAUAAUUAUUUCUAACGCAGAAGGAUGAAUCACAGUUGCAAAGUGCAUUGCAAGCUUCAGAUAGAUUUUCCAUUUGUGGGGAUUUAAAUUGCAACAUAUCAAGAGGAAAAGAAUUCCAGGAGGGAAAGCGUCUUGCCCUGAUUAUUUUCCAGUCUUUUUAUCUUGUACGUUGUGAGAGGAGAAAAUCGAUUCUACUCUUCUGUUGAAGAUUCUGGUCAGUGUGACUCAUGGCUGUGCGGUAAACUGAACUGAGACUCAGUGGAAUCACAGAGGGAAUCUUCACGUUUUCUUUUGGCUCUUGUUUGAUCUCCCAACUGCUGAAGAUGCUACUAACAAGAACUCUCCUGUUAUGUUUUCUGUGUUGGUCCAAGUGGAGUUCAUCCAUGGAGAUUCCAGAAGAUGCUUUCAUUCAUGAACUAAUUCAGCAGCCUCCUACUAUAACGGAGCAGUCGCCCAAGAGGCAUGUUGUGUAUCCGACUGAUGAUUUCAUUAUCAAGUGUGAAGCCAGAGGAAAUCCAGCACCCCAUUUUCGGUGGACCAAGGAUGGCAAAGAAUAUGAUCCAUCACAGGACCCCAGAAUGAAUACAACUAUAAACUCGGGGUCAUUUGUGAUGAAAAACAACAAUGGCAAUUUGAACACUUUUCAGGGAAAAUAUCAUUGUUAUGCUAGCAAUGAACUGGGGACAGCAGUAUCUGAGGAAAUUGUUUUCAGCACUGCAACUAUCCCGAGAUUCCCUAAGGAGAGCAUGAAACCCAUUAAGGUGGAGGAAGGGGAGUCUGUGGUGUUACCAUGUAACCCUCCCAAUGGGCCACCACCAUUAAAUAUUUAUUGGAUGACCAGCAAGAUACAACGCAUCCAACAGAACAGCAGAGCAUCCCAAGGACUUAACGGAGACCUUUACUUUUCAAAUGUGCAGUUAACUGACAGUCGGGAUGACUACAUUUGUUUUGCCCAUUUUUCCAGAACGAGAACAAUUGCCCAGAAAGAGCCGAUCAGCCUGAUUGUUACAGCCUUUGCACAUCCCAAUGACACAGAAUCACCUGUUAUUGACAAUGGCCUGUCUGCUGCAAAUUCAAUAAAAGAUCGCCUUCCAAGUUUUCUGGCACCUUCCAGUAGCAGCACAAAGAUAACUACACUACGAGGCGAAACUCUUCAACUGGAAUGUAUUGCUGAAGGGCUUCCAACACCACAGAUCUCUUGGUCUAAAAUGGAUGGUGAAAUGCCCAAACAUAGAGCAACAGAAGAGAAUUUUGGUAAAACUUUGAAGAUAAUUAAUGUGACAUUACUUGAUGACGGGAGAUAUCAGUGCAAGGCUGAAAAUGCAUUUGGAGCCGUGAAGCAUUCUUUCUCUGUUACAGUGGAAGCUGCUCCUUACUGGAUCAAAAAACCCACCAGUAAAGUAUACUUUUCAGGAGAAAAUGCUGAAUUGGAAUGUGAGGUGGAUGGUAAUCCACGACCUGAAGUCCAAUGGAAAGUGAAUGGGAAGCGUCUCGAUGAGACACCACCAGCAAUAAAUCGCAAGAUUUCUCAGGGCGUUAUCACUCUCACAAAUCUGCAGCUGAAUGACAGUGUAGUCUAUCAGUGUGAAGCCUCUAAUAAACAUGGAUCCAUUCUUGUCAACGCAAUUGUCAAUGUCCUGAAUCUUGCCCCGAUGAUGCUGACUCCUGAUAAUCAGCAAUACAUUGCAAUAGAAGGGGGAGUGACUCGUCUUCACUGUAAAGUGUUCGGCUCUCCUAUACCCACUGUAUUCUGGCUAAAGGAAGACAUGGAAACACCACUUGAGGGCCCUAAUUAUUUUGUGCACAAAAAUAAUACUUUGGAAAUAAAGAAUGUUCAGAGGGAAGAUGCUGGAUUCUACACGUGUUGGGCAAUUAAUGAAAUGGGAAAUGAUACAACUACCUGCAUGUUAAAAGUCAGGGUUGCAACAGAAAUAGUGACUCCUCCCAAGGAUCUAAUGAUACAGAAAGCCGCGACGGCCCAGUUUAAAUGUCUUGCUGAAUAUGAUUCUGCUUUUGAAAAUGACUUUGAGUUAUCAUGGAGAAAGGAUGGGUUUGAAAUUUACAGUGACCAGACAGAGAAUGACAGAAUUAUCAUGGAUGAUGAUGUGCUUCAAAUUAUUGAUGUAAGUGAAGAUGAUGAAGGGACUUACACUUGUGUCGCUAGAACUUCCAUGGACAGUGAUACGGCAGAUGCAAAGCUUCUUAUCCUUGAUGUUCCAGAGCGAUCAAAAAAUGUGGAAUUGUCUGUUCUGCAAAACAGGACUGUAAGAUUAACAUGGGAGCCUGGUUAUAGCCACAAUACUCCCAUAACAGAGUUUAUUGUGGAAGAAAGUACAUUUGAACCUGGAAGGUGGCAUGAAAAGUCUCGAGUUAAUGGGAAUCAAACGUCAGUCGUCUUGCAACUCUCCCCUUAUGUGACCUAUCAGUUCCACGUGUCCGCUGUCAAUAGGGUGGGCAAAAGUCGCCCUAGUGUGCCGACAGAAAAACACACAACACAAUCUGCAGCUCCUGAGAAGAAUCCAAAAAAUGUCAAAGGAGAAGGAACAAAUAUCAACAAUAUGAAAAUUUCAUGGGAGCCACUGAAACGCGUUGACUGGAAUGGGCCUGGACUGAAGUACAACGUUAGUUGGAGACUACAAGGCGUUGACACCAAAUGGCAUGCACAUACAGGCAACAAGCAUCAUCACUUUGUUGAGAAUACCCCAACAUUUGUACCUUAUGACAUCAAAGUACAAGCCAUAAAUGAUAUUGGAGAGGGUCCUGAACCAAAGAUUGUAACAGGAUAUUCAGGAGAGGACUUUCCUGAAGCUGAACCUUUGAACGUUGCUGUUGAAAUCAUGAGCAGUACUUUAGUUAAAGUCAGAUGGUAUGAAGUACCAAAAGAAAAAAUUCACGGACACCUGGGAGGUUAUAAGAUUGUGUAUUGGAAAAUAAAAAGUUUGUUGGAGAGGAGAAAAAGACAUGCUGAAAAACACGUCCUCACUUUCAGUGGACAACGCAGCCAAGGGAUGGUCCCUGGCUUGGACCCUUACAGUGAAUACGGCCUGAUCGUAAUGGUCUUUAACAGAAAGGGUGACGGGCCACAAAGUGAAUUAAUCACUUUCAAAACUCCAGAAGGAGUUCCAGAACAGCCUGCUUUUCUGAGAAUUGGGAAUUUUGCCAAAAGCUCCGUGACUCUGUUGUGGGGGCCUCCAGCAAAACCGAAUGGCAUUCUGAUUGGUUAUUUGCUGAUGUACCAACUCAUUAAUGACACAGAAGGAGAAUUUGGUGAUUUGAAUACCAUUAAUAUCACGGACCAUGACACAAGCAAGGUAGUGGUGUCUGACCUUGACACAAACAGCAAGUAUAUGUUCUACCUGAGAGCUUACACCAAAGCUGGUCUUGGGAGUCUUAUUAUGGAAGAAGGAACAACGAUUACAGAAGGAGUUCCAGUCUUGCUGAACAUCAGUUCUUCUGUAAGUGCAACAUAUGCAAACAUCAGCUGGAUUCCAGGAAUGGGACAUGUAGCUUCUGAAUUUUAUGUUGCAUACAUGAAUAACCGUAAAGGUAAAUGGAAGAUUUCAGACGCAGUAAAUGUUUCCCACAAUUUCCACAUCUUAGAAGGGCUAGAACCUGGAACUGAAUAUACAAUCCGUCUAAUGGCUAAGAACUGGUUUGAUAACACUAGCAUUUUUGAAGAUGUUAUAGAAACGAGGGGAAAAGCUUACGCAGGAAUACACGAAGGAAUAUCUACACGAGGAUGGUUUAUUGGCCUAAUGUGUGCCGUGGCAUUCCUUACUUUGAUUUUAUUAAUUGCUUGUUUCAUAAAGAGAAACAAAGGAGGAAAAUAUUCAGUUAAAGAUAAGGAAGAUGCUCGGGCAGAUCCAGAAGCACAGCCAAUGAAAGAAGAAACUUUUGGAGAAUACGGUGACAAUGAAGACAAACCUUUGAAAGAAAGUCAGCAAUCACUGAAUGAGGGAGUGAAACCAACGGGAAGUGAUGAUAGUUUGGCAGAGUAUGGAGAUGGCGGAUCAGAAGGGGAAUUUAAUGAAGAUGGCUCAUUCAUUGGACAGUACAGUGGAAAUAAAGAGAAAGAUGUCGAUGGAAAUGGAAGCUCUAUCGCCACUUCUCCAGUUAAAGCAUGAGUAACAUGUUCAUGAACUUCACUUGCCUUCUUAAUAUAUUUGUGAUACAACUGAAAAAUUUGGUGCGUUUGAAUUAACUCAGAUUGCCAACGUGUUUAAGAUAAGAGAAUAAAAUGUUUAUGGCCCACAAAGAAGUGAUGUACAAAUAUUUGGUAAAAUUUAAGAUACAGAACACAUUUGGUUGCAGACGAUAUAUUGUGCAAAAUUCUUUAUUCUGAGGGAUAUAUUGUGCAAAGUCCAUGUAAAAUAUAAGUGUCUGUAGAUUCAUAACAGAAAUGGUUUCAGUUGCUGGCACAGUGACAUACAACCAUUUAAAUCCUUGCUGCCAUUAGCAGAUUUAAGUCUUUAUUGUUGUGGUUAGUUUGUGGCUUGUGACCGACCCUAAAUGCUCAGAAGUUAGGAACCUGCAGAAAUAUAAUUGCCAUAAGGAGACCAACACCUGGUACACUGAUAUCUCUUAUUGCAAGGGUAUGAAAGCUCAAAGGACAGUGAAUUGUACUCCUGUUUUUUUUUAAUGAAUAGUACAUCUUUCAAUAUAACAUUUUCAAUAUUGAAAACAAUUUCAAUAUAACUUUUCAAAUGUCUGAAAUUCUCAUGUCAAUUUGAAUGAGAUUAUUUAAAUGAAAUUAUUUGUCAGAAUCUGAUUUUAAAAUAUGAAUAAUUGUUGUUGCAGGCAAGUGGAGACAAUAAAAUUGUACUGUUUAGGUGAACUUAUACUCGAACAGUUGACAACCAUGUGCAGUUGAGGUGCCAGGACUAUAAAUCUUGGUACAUGCUAAACCAUCAUUGACUAUGCACAAGACCAUCCAAACUCCUGCGUGAUUCUUCCAGUGUGCCCAAUAUUCUGCAUUUAAUCAUUGUAUUCACUAUCAGGUGUGGUUAUUAAGCCAAAAGACCACAGCGUACAUUUUGUAACUAGGCACACUUUUAGAAUUUGAGGAGGAUAAUUUUCAACAAAUGGUCAGUGUUUUUUAAACAUUACUUCUUCUGCAGAUUCUUCAAUGAGCACCUUGAGGCAUUACUUCUUGUUAACACACAGACUAGAUGUACUUAAGAAGUAUCUAUAUGUGUGAAUUUAUAUUGUGUAUAAAACAUGUAAAAGAUAGCUUUGUGAUGUUGAACUAAAUAAACUACAUGUUGCCACCCAGAAAAUUGGUAUACUUUGAAAUGCUGUAGGUUCAUUUUUUUUAAAUCGGUGAACAAUUGUGAAGUAAUUGUACUUGUGUUCAAGUUUUUAUUACUAUAGCUUCUAUAUGUCUCAUUAUUGAUUUUUGCUUAACAGUGCUGGCAAAGUUUUAAUUUGUAAGUUAUAUCAAUUUGAAACAUUUUUGUAAAAAGGUUGGAUGAUAUUUAUAUUAAUGAAUUGGAAAGAUUUUGUCAAACUUCUGCAACUUGUGAAGUAACUAUUUCAGUACUUAUACCAGCAAAAAAACAAAAUCAUAACAGAAUACAUCAAAUGUUUUAACUUCAUGUUCUACAAUAGUGUGGUUUAUAGGAAGAAUGGAAUUCAAUCUUGUUGAAUACAAACCUCUUUUCAUUAGUCUUUUGCAAUUUGUGCAGAUUGCAAAUUUGCAACCUUUUCCAACAUGACAGCAUUUUUGAGCUUUGGUUUACACAUGGCUGUGCAUAAUCCUAUCUCAACAUUUAUUUUUCAGGAUGAACUAUUCUAUGAAAAUUAUUCUUCAAUUUGUAUAACCACUAUAUUUACUACAAAUGAACCAUUUAGUAUUUGUAAAAGGCAAACCUUAAUCAUGCUUAGCUUUGUAAAAAAAAAAAAAUCCCUGCUCGAAUGAUUAUCUGAUUCAAUAAAACAACUCCCAGUGCAAUGUCACUUCUUGUAUUUUCUGCAGUCAGGGAGUAUCUUAUUAAUUUGGCCUUUCCUUAUUGAAAUGUUGAUAAACCAAAGUAUAAUUUCUGAUGGCUAGCCUUAUGUUUGUACGACAUAUUUAAUAAUUUUAUAUCUUUGGACUCAGACGCUGCAUGAUUAGCAGAAGGGUCAGUACAUAUAUAUACGAACAAAUUAUACUGCCAACUGACAGCCUGAAGCACAAAACAUGAGAACAGGUUUGUUGCUUUUGAAAUAAACUUGAGGCCAAGGGUAUAAAAACCAAAUACUGACGGUCGUUGUCAGGUUAAAUGUAAGCUGUUGCCCCUCAAGUUACAGAGUAGUUGGUGUCCCUUGUUGAAACUUUUCAUUUCUCUGUAGCUUCGGUUCAAUUGCAGACUUCAAUCGCAGUCAGUAUCUGUGUCGUUUUAUGUCUUCUCAAAAGAAAAUUUGAAAACUUGUAUCAAGUUUAACAGAGCAAUUUUCAUAAUUUGUAUGCUUCCUUCGAUAGUGCAAAUCCCCUCAGAACAGCUGUUAAAUUAUUUAACAUUGUAGUGGUGUGAUGUUAUCAUAAAAUAUGUGUGCAUAUAUGGUGCUUGCAGUCACUAGGCUUAGUUAGAAACAGUUUGUCAGACUAUUUGAUAACUAAUUAAUUGUCACCAUUAAAAAUAACACAGAAAUAAUCCUUCAGGUGAUGCAAAAUUGUGUUUUCAUUGAAAGAUUCAUGUGAGGUUUGCAAACUCAUGUUUUCUACCUGUGUAGCACUUGUAUUAUAUAAAGUCCUUUUGGAAUGUUUCCGCUACUAAUGUGUGUUGUGUAAAUGACCUUGUGAUCUUUCAGAACAUGGAUGCUUGUCUUAUUAAACACAGAAUAACAAUGUU
Molecule: messenger RNA, 7058 nt
Organism: Leucoraja erinaceus (little skate)
Lineage: Eukaryota; Metazoa; Chordata; Chondrichthyes; Rajiformes; Rajidae
Gene: chl1b
Product: cell adhesion molecule L1-like b
Exons: 29
Coding region: 552-4352 (1266 amino acids)
Biological process (GO): brain development; cell-cell adhesion
Molecular function (GO): cell-cell adhesion mediator activity
Source: RefSeq, a predicted model, not a curated record